AUGGCCUCCCCCGCCCCCAAAGGCCCGCUCUACAUCGGCUUCGACCUCUCCACCCAGCAACUAAAGGGUCUGGUCGUCAACUCCGACCUUAGAGUUGUCUACGUCUCCAUCUUCGACUUCGACGCCGACUCGCACGGCUUCCCCAUAAAAAAGGGCGUGCUGACCAACGAGGCCGAGCACGAGGUGUUCGCGCCCGUCGCGCUCUGGCUGCAGGCGCUGGACAGCGUGCUGAAUGGACUGAAGAAGCAGGGUCUUGAUUUCAGUCUUGUGCGUGGUAUCAGCGGCGCGGGCCAGCAGCAUGGCAGUGUUUACUGGGGCGAGAAUGCGGAGAAGUUGCUGAAUGGGCUGGAUGCGAAGCGCGGGCUGGAGGAGCAGCUUGCAGAUGCCUUUUCACACCCGUUUAGUCCCAAUUGGCAGGAUUCGAGUACCCAGAAGGAGUGUGAUGAGUUUGAUGGGUUCCUGGGGAGCCAGGAGAAGCUGGCAGAGGUGACGGGGAGCAAGGCGCAUCACAGAUUUACUGGGCCUCAGAUUUUGCGAUUCCAGAGAAAGUACCCGGACGUGUAUAAGAAGACGUCUAGGAUAUCGCUGGUUUCGUCUUUUAUUGCGUCGCUGUUCCUUGGCCAUGUUGCGCCCUUUGACAUUUCCGAUGUCUGCGGUAUGAACCUGUGGAACAUCCACAAAGGUGCAUAUGACGAGGAGAUCCUGAAACACUGCGCUGGCCCGCAUGGCGUAGACGACCUCAAGCGCAAGCUCGGCGAUGUCCCUGAAGACGGAGGCAUCGACCUAGGCAAGGUGCACCGUUACUACAUUGACCGAUAUGGCUUCAGCCCUGAGUGCACAGUCGUUCCAUCCACAGGUGACAACCCUGCCACCAUCCUCGCCUUACCCCUCCGACCCUCCGACGCCAUGGUCUCCCUCGGCACCUCUACCACCUUCCUCAUGUCAACCCCCAGCUACAAAGCCGACCCUGCAACCCACUUCUUCAACCACCCUACAACCGCAGGGCUCUACAUGUUCAUGCUCUGCUACAAGAACGGCGGCCUCGCACGCGAACAAAUCCGCGACGCAGUCAACGCCUUCAAAAAAGACCCUAACCCCUCAAACCCAUGGGUCAACUUCGACUCCGUCGCCCUCGACACCCCACCCCUAGGUCAAAUUUCCCCAUCGGACCCCAUGAAAAUGGGCCUCUUCUUCCCCCGCCCCGAGAUCGUCCCCAACAUACACUCCGGCCAGUGGCGCUUCACCUACGACCCGGCUUCAGGAGCCCUCACAGAGACCAAGCGGGGCUGGGACAAACCCCUCGACGAAGCACGUGCAAUCAUCGAAAGCCAGCUCCUCUCCCUCCGUCUCCGCUCCCGCGGGCUCACAUCCAGCCCCGGCGGCGGAAUCCCGGCCCAGCCGCGCAGGGUAUACCUUGUUGGCGGCGGGUCCAAGAACAAGACCAUUGCGAAGAUCGCCGGUGAGAUCCUAGGUGGCAGUGAGGGUGUGUAUAAGCUCGAGAUUGGCGAUAACGCUUGUGCGUUGGGCGCUGCGUAUAAGGCUGUUUGGGCGAUCGAGCGGACCAACGGACAGACCUUUGAGGAUCUGAUUGGGCAGCGGUGGCAUGAGGAGGAGUUUAUUGAGAAGAUUGCGGAUGGGUAUCAGAAGGAGCCGUUUGAGUUGUAUGGGAAGGCCGUCGAGGGAUUUGAGAAGAUGGAGGUGCAGGUUUUGGAGCAGGAGAAGAAGAAAAAAGCUUGA
Molecule: messenger RNA, 1737 nt
Organism: Aspergillus puulaauensis
Lineage: Eukaryota; Fungi; Ascomycota; Eurotiomycetes; Eurotiales; Aspergillaceae
Product: xylulokinase
Exons: 2
Coding region: 1-1737 (578 amino acids)
Biological process (GO): D-xylose metabolic process; xylulose metabolic process
Cellular component (GO): cytosol
Molecular function (GO): D-xylulokinase activity
Source: RefSeq, a predicted model, not a curated record